Messenger RNA from Diplodia corticola, 1326 nucleotides. RefSeq lists its product as uncharacterized. The record is from RefSeq and is a predicted model, not a curated record. The coding region runs from base 1 to 1326 and encodes 441 amino acids. NCBI's taxonomy places the organism in Eukaryota, Fungi, Ascomycota, Dothideomycetes, Botryosphaeriales, Botryosphaeriaceae. The transcript has 4 exons.
AUGCCCAGUUGCACGGCAGAAGCGCUCGCGUGGGCCCUCGGCCGUCUUAAUGCUGCAAAGCGAAGCGCAAAGGGCUCUGAUCUGGCUCCACCUGGAUCUCACCCUUCUCGAACCCCGCCCCUCAUGGAAUCCUGGGACGGGCAAGGCAGCGCCAUCACCGGCGUGUCCAUCUCGCUGGGCACGCUGGCGACUUGCAUCGUGUGCACGCGCAUGGGCGCCGUGUACAAGCGGAGGGGAUGGCUGGGCCUGGAGGACGCCAUGGUGGCGCUAUCCAACUGUUGCUUGAUCGUCAUCACCGUGCUCGGCUGCGAAGCCGUGCGAGCGGGCUUCGGCCUGCACAAAACGGACAUCGCAGCAGCAGGAGGCAACUUGCGCCUCGCACUCAAGUACUUCUUCCUCUUCCAAAUCUUCUACAAAUGCGUCAUCCUCUUCAACAAGCUCGCCUUCCUCCUCCUCUACCUGCGCGUCUUCCAGAUCCACUCGUUCCGGCUCAUCUGCCUCUGGUCCAUCGCCUUCGUCGUCGUCGGCUCCUUCUCCUUCAUCACGGCCACGCUGCUCGAAUGCCUGCCGCUGGCGUGCAACUGGAACAAGACGCUCCCCGGCGGGUGCCGCUGCAUCAACAACUCGGCGUUCCGCUGGUCGUGGGCGGCGUUCAACACGCUGACGGACGUGUGGGUGGCGCUGCUGCCCAUCCCCUUCAUCCAGCGGCUGCAGAUGUCGGCGGCGAAGAAGCUGGGCCUGUGCGUGCUCUUCGCCCUCGGCCUCUUCGUCUGCGUCUGCAGCGCCAUCCGCAUGAAGGCGCUCGUGGCGAGCACCCGCGCGACCAAGGACACGACGUGGGACUCGGCCCCCGCCUUCCUGUGGUCCGGCAUCGAGGCGGCCGUGGGGCUGAUCUGCACCUGUCUGCCCAGCCUGCGCUGGCUGCUGUCCCACGUCAUCCCGAUGCUGGCGUCGACGGCGGGCGUGGCCGGGUCGUCGGACAAGAACCGCUACUAUCAGACGGGUAGUGGCAGCGGCGGCGGCGGGCGCAGGGCCUCGGCGGCACACAGGCUGGGCCAUCUCUCCUUCUGUCACGGCGGCGGCGGCGCCGGGGGCACGGCCAAGAGCGCGGGGGCCGGCGUGCACGAGCUGCCGGGCCUGGUCCCGAUCAGGGGCCGCAGCAAGGUGGACGCGACGGCGACGACGACGACGACGGGGAAGAACCGCUAUGGCGAGAGUUCGAGCGAGGAGCGCAUCAUCGGGCCGGUGGUGGGCAGGGGGGAGAUACAGGUGCAGACAUGCGUGUCGGUGCAGAGCUCGGCAACCAGCGCGGUGGGGGUGGAUUGA